Harmonia axyridis is the source of this 1748-nucleotide messenger RNA. RefSeq names its product aldo-keto reductase family 1 member A1-like. The transcript has 6 exons. Bases 304 to 1359 code for a protein of 351 amino acids. Gene Ontology annotation, molecular function: oxidoreductase activity. NCBI's taxonomy places the organism in Eukaryota, Metazoa, Arthropoda, Insecta, Coleoptera, Coccinellidae. The record is from RefSeq and is a predicted model, not a curated record.
AAAUUGCUAUAGACAUGUUCUCAAUAAAUGAUGAGGAAUUACUAGAUAAACAGUCAAUAAGUGUUAUUAUAUUCCAUAUUCCUUAAGACACCAUGAUCUUUAGAGAAUUACUGUUAUUUAUUUUGGCAGUACUUAACAAGAUUGAUUCCGUGACUGAAUAAUCAUAUGUUUCCUUAUUACUCUAGGGCAAUGAAAAAUUCCAUAUAAUUUAUCCAUUUGACAUCAUCCAUAAUGCGUUGAUAUAAAUAUCGAAAAUGAGUAUAGUAAAUUCCAUUGUAUGGUGUUAUCCCGAUUAUUAUCAAAAUGAAAAAAGUGUGCUCCCUUAUUUGGUUGACGUUCAUUGCAAUAUCGUAUUUCUGCAGAGGUUUACAGAGUGUUUCAGAAAUUCCAAACUUUCCUUUGAAUAAUGGAAAAAAGAUUCCAUCUAUUGGAUAUGGGACUUGGAUGGCAAAUGGUCAAGAUUUAGAAAACGCUCUUGAAGUCGCCUUAGAAGACGGUUAUAGAUAUAUUGAUACUGCUUUUCUAUAUGGAAAUGAAAAAGUAGUUGGAAAAGUUUUAAAUCGCUGGAUAACAGAUGGAAAACUGAAAAGGGAAGAUCUGUACAUAUUGACUAAGUUACCACCUAGUGGUAAUCGCCCAGAAGGGGUUUCCAAAUAUUUGAAAAAAUCCUUGGAAAAUCUCCAACUUGACUACGUAGAUAUGUAUCUUAUUCAUGUUCCUUUUGCAUUCAAUGAAAUUGGGGAUAAUUUAUUUCCUUUUCAUUCGAACAAAACUAUAAAUAUGGAUUCUUCAACGGAUCUAAAGGCUAUUUGGAAGGAAAUGGAAAAACAAGUGGAUGCUGGCUUAACAAAAGGCAUAGGCCUGUCAAAUUACAACGAAACUCAAAUAAAAAAGGUAUUAGAAUAUUCUAGGAUUAAACCUUGUACUCUACAAAUUGAACUCCAUCCUUAUCUGCAACAGAACAAGCUCGUUGAGUUUUGUAAAAAGAAUGAAAUCCUUGUUAUUGCGUACUCCCCAUUGGGUUCACCAGGGCUUACUAAAUUCUUCGAAAAUUUCCAGAAAAAAAUUGACCGCCCAGAUAUUCUUGGAGAUUCUACACUGAAAGCUAUUGCAGCUAAAUACUCGAAAACAACCGCUCAAGUACUUCUCCGUUUCUUUACUCAAAAUGGAAUUGUCCCUAUCCCAAAAAGUACGAACCCGUCUAGGAUCAAAAUGAACAUAGAAAUCUUCGAUUUUCAACUUAAUGAUCAGGAAAUGAAUGAAAUCAAAGCUCUAGACAAAGGCCAGAGGCUCUUAAACUUCUCUGAGUUGUUUGAUGGCAUAGAUAAACAUCCUGAGUAUCCUUUCAAAUCGCAAUGAAAAUGGUAACAUGAGCAUAGUGAAUAGUUAUUAGUUAAUUGUCAUGAUAAUUUUAUGACCUGAGAAAUCUACAAUUAAAGAAACAUUUUUUCAUCAUUCAAUUUGAGAUAACCUCUUAGUGCAAAUUUAUUACAAUUUCAGUGUAACACGCCAAUCAGAAUCCUUAUUGAAAUGUGAAUUUACGCUUGUUUCUAAGCAUACUUUUUGGUAUUAAUAAAUCACAUAAAUAGAAUGAAAACAUUUGAGGUCAUUUAUUUCCUUGAAUACCUGAAAUCGAACAUAUGUUGCAAUAAUGUUUUUUCUGUUGUUGAAAUUACAUGAUUUUUCAUAUGGCAAAUUUUUUCGGUAAGCUAUUAAAUCAGCCUGAAUAAUUUAACUAUAUCUCAUAA